GCUGAAGUGAAGCAGUUGAAGAUCGAACGGGACGCCCGAACAGAGGAACUAUCCCGUAUGGCAAAUGAGUUUACCGAGCUACAAGGCUUUAUCGUAUCGCAGGCUCAGCCUACCAGUACUGGUGCUGAGCGUUCCGCUGAGCUUGAUGAGUUGAGAAGGCAGCUUCGGGAGCGCGAAGAAAGAUUGGAGAGACUAUCGCGAGAGCGCGAAACGCUUCGGCAAGAUUUCAGAACGACGAUUGAUGCUCUCAACCAAUCAUCAGACGAAACAACGCGCGUGUACGAAGCUGAAAUUGCGAAAUUGUCGGAGCUCCUGCACCAAUCGCCAGACGAGCAAAUACAGAACUACGUGGCGCGCAUUCACGAACUCGAACGGCUCUACGAAGAAUCUCGUAUGGCAGUCGAGGACUCAGCACAGGCAGACGUCAUGGAGGAUUUGAGGAGUUUGGAGGAGAUGACGAGGGAGCUCGAAACCGGUCUAAACGAAGCCACUGAGCAAAUCGAGAUCUGGAGGAAUAGGGCAACGGAAGCAGAAGGACAGGUCGCUGCGUUGAAGGCGGUGCUCGAAUCUGCGCAGCAUCAUAUUUCUGAGAUGGAGGAUGAGAUCCGUGCUCUGCGAGCUGCCGGUGCGGAGCGUACAGGUGCUCCAGGUGAACUUGAAGCGCCUGGCCGGAAGAACUCGUUGGAUGACCUUACGGAUGAUCACCCGCAGAAACGCCAGGCUGUGGCAUUCCUUGAGGAUGAAGUCGCUCGUCUCAAGGAGGAAUUGGAAGCCGCCAAGGCAAGUUCAGGUGGAGAACCAAAGGCAGAUGAAGCUCCCGCAAAUGCGGAAAUCGAGCAAGAACUUUCGUCACUCCGCGAAACAGUCACGGAGCUCGCAUCAAAGACCGAGGCUGCCGAAAAGCUCGCAGCGCAACUCCAGGCCCAAAUCGAGGAAUAUCAACAACGUGAACAACAGCAAACCGAAAAGACUACCGAGGGUGUCGUCGAAUUCGAGAAGCUACGUGAAGAGUUGGCACAGGAAAGGGCUCAGCGGGAACAGUUGCAUCAGCACAUCGACGAGUUGACGCAAAUGGCCGAGGACGCCGUCAUGCAGCAAGAAGAUGUUAUAGCAGAGAACGAGAGGUUACGGGCGAUGGUCGAAGGACGCGAGGGUGCAUAUGAUGGAAUUGAUGAGGGUGCAUAUGGCGAGGAAGCGCAAAACCAGAUAAAAUGUGAGAUUUGCGGUGGUGGGCAUGAUGCGUUGGACUGUGCUGCUGUCUUCUCAGGAGACGCGCAGCCGAUGGUCAACGAGGAGGGGGUACCGUGGUGUGAGAAUUGCGAGAAAUAUGAUCAUGCUACGGAGAACUGCGAGAAUGCAGAUGAGGUAUUUUAGUGGAGAUAUUACGAAAGAUUCCGAGGUUUGUUUAGCAUAUUGGCAC
Molecule: messenger RNA, 1420 nt
Organism: Saitoella complicata NRRL Y-17804
Lineage: Eukaryota; Fungi; Ascomycota; Saitoellomycetes; Saitoellales; Saitoellaceae
Exons: 1
Coding region: 58-1374 (438 amino acids)
Source: RefSeq, a predicted model, not a curated record